AUGAAUUGCAUUUAUCACCAUCUAAAUCCAAUAUAAUUUAUCUGUAUAGCACCUCAUGCCUGUUAAUACCAAAGAAAAUUGUGUGCUGAAUGUCAAUAUGAACAUGGCGAGAAUGUCAAACAUGCGGUUCCUAUUAAUAUAUUUCAAUAAAUUGUUAUUAUGAAAAUGAAAUAAUACAAGCUUGAUGAGAUUUCUGAAAUAUCAUAAUAGAGAAAUAAUUUUAAAUUGAUGCUCUCUCAAACCGAAAGCAUGAUAAAGAAAAUUUGGGAAGAAUUAUCAGACUCAAUCAAAUACAUAUAUGAUUUGAUUGAAAAAAAAUAUAGAUCUUAUUCUAAUCUUUUCAACUAAUAUACCAAUAUAGCUGAAUCCUCCUAUUCUGAUUUAGAACAAAUAGUCUAUCUUUUACAGGUGGGCAAAGUAAAUGAUUGGAUAAGUGAGAAAAAUUCUUAUUUGGCAAAAUUACAAAAAAUAGAGUAGUUGUUGGAAGAAGAAGUUAAGUUCCUUUGUAAGAAGUUGAAAAAUGAAAUAAAGUCAAGCAUUCAACCAAUUUAAAAAAUGUUAUAAGUUUAUGAGAGAAAGGAAGAUUUAUAUUAGGUAUUGACUUAGACAAGUAAUAUUGAUGAAUCAUGCCUCAAUGAGAUCUUGGGAAUGUUCAAGACCAAUAAAAUAACAGAUUGCCUCAAAUACCUUUCAAAUAUAAGAAAUACAGAAAAAAAUAAUUUCAAGUUUAUCACAGAUGUUAUUAAAAAUAUAGGUGAAAUAGACUUUAAUAAAAAGAAUUACUCCUUAGAAAUGAGUGAAUGCUUUAGAAAGGAUUUGAUAAACAAGAUAUCUUAAGAGAAUAAGUAUAUCAUUUAAUUUCUGAAAUUCCUAGUUCAACUGACAGCUAUUGAUGAAAGAUUUAUCUAAUGUGGGUCCAAUUCACUCUAUUUAUUAGUAGAAAUGAAGGUUGAUAUGAGGGGACAAAGCUUUGAGAAUAUCAGGAUUAGAGAUACUUCUUUAAUUGGUGGAAAUUUUGUAAGAUGCAAUUUCAAUGGAUCCAAUUUUGAUAAUGUUGAUAUUAGUGGAAUGAAUUUGAAUUAAACUUAAUUGUUCAAUUGCAAAUGGAAAAAUCUAAAAAUACAUGAGAUAAAUAAAAUAGAUGAUCAUAGUACCACUGUUAGGUCAUUUUGUUUCUCUCCAGAUGGUACUACUUUAGCAUCUGGCAGUUCAGAUAUGUCAAUCAGUUUAUGGGAUGUUAAGACAGGAUAAUAAAAAGCCAAAUUACAUGGUCAUUAAUGUUCAGUCCUUUCAGUCUGUUUCUCUCCUGAUGGCAAUAUACUAGCGUCUGGUAGUUAAGACUAUUCUGUCUGUUUAUGGGAUGUUAAGACAGGAUAAUAAAAUGCAAAAUUGAUUGGUCAUUAUAGGGGUGUUAAUUCAGUCUGUUUCUCUCCUGAUGGAACUAUAUUAGUAUCUGGUAGUGCAGAUCUUUCUAUUUGUUUAUGGAAUAUUAAAACAGGGUAAUAAAAAGCAAAAUUAGAUGGUCAUAAAUAAUCAGUUCAAUCAGUCUGUUUUUCUCCUGAUGGUACUACAUUAGCAUCUGGUAGUUCCGAUAGGUCUGUCCGAUUAUGGGAUGUAAAGAUAGGAUUGUAAAAAGCCAAAUUAGAUGGGCAUACGGGUUAUGUUUAUUCAGUCUGUUUCUCCCCUGAUGGUACUAUACUAGCAUCUGGUAGUUAUGAUAACUCUAUCCGUUUGUGGGAUAUAAAGACAGGAUACCAAAGAGCCCAAUUAGAUGGUCAUUUAUAUUCAGUUCAAUCAGUGUGUUUCUCUCAUGAUGGUGCUACAUUAGCAUCUGGUAGUGAAGACUAUUCUAUUCGGUUAUGGGAUAUUAAAACAGGAUAAUAAAAAGCCAAAUUAGAUGGUCAUACGAGUUGUAUUAAUACAGUUUGCUUCUCUCCUGAUGGUUCUACACUAGCAUCUAGUAGUAUAGAUAACUCUAUCCGUUUAUGGGAUGUUUAGAUAGGAUAAAGAGCUCAACUACUACUAGACGGUAAUUAAUAUUUAGUUCAAUCAGUCUAUUUCUCCCCUGAUGGUACAACAUUAGCAUAUGGUAGGGGUGAAAACUCUAUCAGUGUAUGGGAUGUUAAGACAGGAUAGGAAAUUUUAUCUUCGGACAAUCGGUACUAAGAUAUUCUGGCAUAAUUUAAAUCACCUAAUUACUAAAAUAUAUUUCCAGCUAGUCUACCUACCUCUAAUAUUACUAUCCUACGAAUAUCCUAAAACCCCAUUUUAGAAGCCUAAGGAGCUCUAAUCUUGAAAGGAGAAUUUAUAGAUUAUAAAGGGUAUGAUUUUACAUCAAUAUUUAAAUCCAAAGGCAGUUUGAUUUUAGAGAACUCUAUUAAUUAGAAGUAAAAUUGA
Messenger RNA from Paramecium octaurelia, 2397 nucleotides. The record is from the annotation of a GenBank genome assembly. NCBI's taxonomy places the organism in Eukaryota, Ciliophora, Oligohymenophorea, Peniculida, Parameciidae.